This is a messenger RNA of Lutra lutra (Eurasian river otter), 1134 nucleotides long. RefSeq names its product Yip1 interacting factor homolog A, membrane trafficking protein (gene YIF1A). The transcript is spliced from 8 exons. NCBI's taxonomy places the organism in Eukaryota, Metazoa, Chordata, Mammalia, Carnivora, Mustelidae. Gene Ontology annotation, cellular component: endoplasmic reticulum-Golgi intermediate compartment; Golgi membrane; COPII-coated ER to Golgi transport vesicle. Gene Ontology annotation, biological process: endoplasmic reticulum to Golgi vesicle-mediated transport. Bases 196 to 1077 code for a protein of 293 amino acids. The record is from RefSeq and is a predicted model, not a curated record.
UAGCGCCGCCGAGGAGCCAAUGGCAGGCGAGGAGGAUAACGCUGAGGACAUGGCGGCUGCGGUCGGAGAGUUCGCGGACGUGUCGGUCUGCUCCGUAACCCGGCUCGGCGCCCAGGCAGCAGAGCAGCUGGCUUAUUAGUAUUCGUACCCACGAGGCGGCGCAGCGGGCCCUUGGGGAGCGCCAGCAUCGCGGCCAUGGCUUAUCACUCGGGCUACGGAGCCCAUGGCUCCAAGCACAGGGCCCGGGCAGCUCCAGACCCCCCUCCCCUCUUCGAUGACACAAGCGGUGCUUACUCCAGCCAGCCAGGGGAAUAUCCAGCCCCAGGAGCCGACGUGGCCUUCAAUGUCAACCACUUGCUUGGGGACCCAAUGGCCAACGUGGCUAUGGCCUAUGGCAGCUCCAUCGCAUCCCAUGGGAAGGACAUGGUGCACAAGGAGCUGCACCGUUUUGUGUCUGUGAACAAACUCAAGUAUUUUUUUGCUGUGGACACAGCCUAUGUGGCCAAGAAGCUGGGGCUACUGGUCUUCCCCUACACACACCAGAACUGGGAGGUGCAGUACAGUCAUGAUGUGCCUCUGCCCCCGCGGCAAGAUCUCAACGCCCCUGACCUCUAUAUCCCCACCAUGGCCUUCAUCACCUACGUGCUGUUGGCUGGGAUGGCGCUGGGCAUUCAGAAAAGGUUCUCCCCGGAGGUGCUGGGUCUGUGUGCGAGCACGGCGCUGGUGUGGGUUGUGAUGGAGGUGCUUGCCCUGCUCCUGGGCGUCUACCUGGCCACCGUACGCAGUGACCUGAGCACCUUCCACCUGCUAGCCUACAGUGGCUACAAAUAUGUGGGGAUGAUUCUCAGCGUGCUCACCGGGCUGCUCUUCGGCAGUGACGGCUACUACGUGGCCCUGGCCUGGACCUCGUCCGCGCUCAUGUACUUCAUCGUGCGCUCUUUGCGAACAGCAGCCCUGGGCCCUGACAACAUGGGGGGCCCAGCUCCCCGGCAGCGCCUCCAGCUCUACCUGACCCUGGGAGCUGCAGCCUUCCAGCCCCUCAUCAUAUACUGGCUGACUUUCCACCUGGUCCGGUGACCCCUGACCCCCACUGGCACUGAUUUUUUCCAUACAUUGAAGAUUUGAUUUCCUUGA